AUGUCAACACCAGUAGAUCAUCAUUAUAAAUACUAUUCAUUAUCUGGGGUACCAUCUAAACUGCUAAAAAAUGAAGAACAUUUCAAUCUCCACAUUAGACCUAAAAAAGAAAAAAAAUUGGAACAACCAAAAGUAAUUGUCUGGAAGGCCAAUGCAGUACAGGAUUCAGAUUUACUUGAAUUACCAAUGGAUCCAAAAGGAUACCGGUAUUCCCAUAUAGUUGUUGAUGUUUCAACUUGGGAUUUGGAUGGAAAUCUGCUCAAAAGUAAAGAUGCUAAAACAGUUCUAGAUUCAUUCAAAAGGAUCUAUCAACGAGGUCAUGUAAAAUUUCCUACUUUCAGAUUAAAUACUGAUACAGGAAAGGAAUUUGAUAAUUCUUUAGUCCGAAAUUAUUUCAGAAAAGAGGUUAAGGUGCUAAUGAAAUUUGGAUUUCCUGGAAAACAUAGACAGCAAUGCUUUGUUGAAAAAACUAAUCAAGAAAUCCAGAGGCCUAUAUUGAAUCGAAUGACUGCACAAGAAAUGAAAACUGGUAUAACUUCUGUGGAAUGGUCUGAAGAUUAUCCUAUUCUAAUAGAAGCUCUUAGAGAGAAAUGGAAACGAAAUCCUCCUCCUGUUCCAGAAGGCCUUCCUAGAAUUACUGAUAAAGAUGAAUUGCUACAAGAAGGAACACGAGUCAGAGUAAUGUUGUUUGAGCCUAAAUCAGUACUUGGUAAAAAAUUACAUGAACAACCUCCAACAUACCUUGUAAAUGGUCCUCAUGGAAGAUUAGGUGUAUCUCGUUGUGCAUAUACUAGAAAGCAACUCCAAGUAGUUCCAGAUAAUGAAAACCCGCCUCCAGAUUCAGUAAUUUGUGGAAAACAAGAUAAAUUUAUUACUGAAAAAAUUCUUAAGCAAAGAACUUAUAAAGGUAAAAAACAAUACCUUGUUAAAUGGUGCCGAUAUCCUGAAAAUGAAUCAACUUGGGAACCAGCAAAUAGAUUCAAAGAAGAUGCACCCCAUCUUGUAAAUGAAUUUCUGGAA
This is a messenger RNA of Entrophospora candida, 1020 nucleotides long. The record is from the annotation of a GenBank genome assembly. NCBI's taxonomy places the organism in Eukaryota, Fungi, Glomeromycota, Glomeromycetes, Entrophosporales, Entrophosporaceae.